UCCCGGCCCUUCCCCUCCCUCCCCGCCCGGCCCCGCCCGCAGGUAGCGGCCGCCUCCGCCGCCGGGGGGGGGUGGCCCGGGAGGAUGAAGGUGAAGGUGAUCUCGGUGCUGGAGGACAACUACAUGUACCUGGUCAUCGAGGAGCGCACCCGCGACGCCGUGGCCGUGGACGCCGCCGUGCCCAAAAGGCUGCUGGAGAUCGUCAGGAGGGAGGACGUGGUGCUGCGAGCCGUCCUCACCACCCACCACCACUGGGACCACGCGCGGGGCAAUGAGGAGCUGGCGAGGCUGUGCCCCGGGCUGCGGGUGUACGGCGCCGAUGAGCGGAUCAGGGCCCUGACGCGCAAGGUGGCCCCCAACGAGGAGCUGACGUUCGGGGCCAUCCGCGUGAGGUGCCUCUUCACCCCCUGCCACACCUCGGGCCACAUGUGCUACUUCAUGUGGGAGGACGGCUCCCCAGAUGCACCAGCUCUCUUCUCAGGUGACACCCUGUUCGUGGGAGGCUGCGGGAAGUUCUUCGAGGGGACGGCGGAGCAGAUGUACACCAACCUCACCCAAGUGCUGGGGGCGUUGCCGAAGGAGACGAAGGUGUUCUGCGGCCACGAGUGCACCGUCCGAAACCUCAAGUUCGCCUUAAAAGUGGAACCGGAGAACGAAGUAGUGAAGAAGAAACUUGCGUGGGCCAAAGUAAGUGUCUGUGCCCCUGUGGGGGUGAUGGCGGGGGGGAUGUUGGGUGCCAGCAGGUUUUUGGACGCAUCUGGUUCCUUGCAGCAGCGGGAUGAUGAGGACUUGCCCACGGUGCCCUCCACGCUGCAGGAGGAGUUCCUCUACAACCCCUUCCUGCGGGUCACGGAGGAGGCCGUGCAGAAAUUCACGGGCAAGACGGAGCCGGUGGAGGUGCUGAGGGCUCUCCGCACCGAGAAGGAUAACUUCAAGAAGCCCAAGGAGCGGCCCCAUCCCCAGGCCGUGCUGGCCUUCGACUGGGGACUUUUCAGCCCCUUCCUGGAGAAGAAGUGAGCCGCGGUGGCAGCAGGCGGCUCCCCGGUGCGGCCGUGGGCACGGCCACCAAAACGCAGCGUCCCGGUGGUGGCAGGGGCCUCGCCGCUGGGAAGGGGCUCCUGUCCCGAGCCUGCUCGUUUGCAGCCCAAUCUGCUGUCGCUCCCUCCAAUGCUGAGCCCGGCUCCUGCUGCCCUCGGGAGCUUUGGAAGCGUGUGGCUGCCUCCAGCGAGCAGCCACGCCGGUCAGCCCUGCGCCGCCGGGACGUGGGUGCUGCUGCAGAGGGUGAGGAGGCGUUUGGGGGAGCGGGGAGACCGGCAGCACCCAGCGGGCUCCAGACCCUUCUGCCUCCUCCAACUGCCUCGUGCUGCUCCGCUCGGGCAUCCCCGUGCCCUGAUCAGGCUCGGGGCAGGGACGGGUGCGAGGCCCUGGGGACGCGCAGGAGGAGCUGCCG
Messenger RNA from Cygnus olor (mute swan), 1450 nucleotides. RefSeq names its product hydroxyacylglutathione hydrolase-like protein. The transcript is spliced from 7 exons. Lineage: Eukaryota; Metazoa; Chordata; Aves; Anseriformes; Anatidae. Gene Ontology annotation, molecular function: hydroxyacylglutathione hydrolase activity. The record is from RefSeq and is a predicted model, not a curated record. Bases 85 to 1017 code for a protein of 310 amino acids.